Molecule: messenger RNA, 1484 nt
Organism: Penicilliopsis zonata CBS 506.65
Lineage: Eukaryota; Fungi; Ascomycota; Eurotiomycetes; Eurotiales; Aspergillaceae
Exons: 3
Coding region: 75-1484 (469 amino acids)
Biological process (GO): transmembrane transport
Molecular function (GO): transmembrane transporter activity
Source: RefSeq, a predicted model, not a curated record
GCAUAAGCAUGCAGUUAAAAGAGGAAGAUAUAAAAGAUGGCUGUAUAGACUGUUAGCACUGUCUUGACAUCAAGAUGGAAUCAAGCACAAGCACAAUGGAUGUCUUCUGGGAGGAUCCGGUCGACCAGGAUCCUGCCAACCCCAUGAACUGGUCGGUGACGCGCAAAUGGACCAUCAUUGCCGCUGUUUCCUUUACCACUUUCUUGACACCCCUCGCAUCGUCAAUGUUCGCCCCCGGCGUCCCUCUGGUGAUGGAGGAGUUCCACAGCAGCUCAACCACGCUGGCGACCUUUGUGGUCUCGGUCUACAUCCUGGGCUUCGCCUUUGGCCCGCUGAUCGUUGCCCCCUGGAGUGAAUACAGCGGACGAGUCAUCGUGUACAACACAUGCAACCUCCUCUUCCUGAUCUUCAACAUCGCCAGCGCCCUGUCGCCCAAUCUGGCCGCCCUGAUCGUCUUCCGCUUCCUCGACGGCGUCGUCGGCGUCACCCCAACCACCAUCGGCAGCGGCACCAUCGCCGACCUGAUGCCCCCGGAGAGCCGCGGCCGGGCGAUGGCCUUUUGGUCUCUGGGGCCGCUCUUUGGGCCGAUUGUCGGGCCGGUGGCGGGGGGGUUUCUUGUCGAAGCCACCAACUGGCGAUGGGUGUUUUGGGUUCUCUCGAUUGCCAUCCAGAGCGGCGUUGUGUCUACGGCCUUCUUCUUCAUCGUGCCGGAAACAGACCCGGCGACGAUUCUGCGCCGCAAGGCCGCAAGACUGCAGAAAGAAACUGGCGAGACGGCGUAUAAAUCCCGUCUGGACGACGGCAUCCCCCCAAAGGAACGCUUCGUGCAGAGUCUGGUCCGGCCAACCCGCAUGCUGCUGUUUUCCCCCAUUGUGGCGGCCAUGUGCGUCUACAUCGCCAUCCUGUACGGCCUGCUCUACAUCCUCUUCACCACCUUCACCGAGGUCUUCGAGGGCCAGUACGGCUUCUCCUCGGGCGCCAGCGGACUGUCCUUCCUCGGCAGCGGGGUCGGCAUGCUCGUCGGUCUCGUCUAUUCCGGCACUCUCAGCGAUAAAGGCAUCAAACGCAAGCUGGAGAACAAGGAACCGUUGAAGCCGGAAGACCGGCUGCCUUCCUACAUCACCCUCCCGGGGGCGUUGAGCAUCCCCGUCGGCCUGUUCGUCUAUGGCUGGUCGACAGACAAACACCUUCACUGGAUUGUGCCCGAGAUUGGCACCGCCAUCACCGGCUACGGCAUGAUCGUCAUCCUGAUGGCGGUGCAGACCUACCUGGUCGACGCCUUUACCAAACACGCCGCCAGCGCCAUUGCAGCCUGUACCGUUCUGCGCAGUCUGGCAGGCGGCUUCCUCCCUCUCUGUGGCCUGAAGCUGUACGAUCGUCUGGGCUUGGGAUGGGGGAAUACCCUGCUUGGCUUUAUCGCCCUGGGCAUCUCGCCCAUCCCGUUCAUGUUCCAGGUUUUUGGCGAGCGGUUGAGGAAGAAUUAG